ACAGCCGGCUCCACCUAAUAUUGUUUCUCCAGCAUCAUACUGCUCAGCACGACAUUGUCACACUUAACCCAUCUGUUUUCUCUAAUGCACAGCAGACUCACUCCAGCCACAACCACCGUGAUAUUUCAGUUCGUGUUUGUAAACAUCUCCCAGACCUGAAGAUCCUUCUUAAUAACACCAAUACUCAAAGAAGGCUACAAUGUUGACUUCAGUCAAAAUUCUGUUGAUUUCAAUAUUGAGUUCACUAGUAUUUGGAGGCCAUGGAAAAGAACGUCCAGAAAUAAACACAACACAACAUAAUGCAGUAGGCUUAAAACUGAUGGAACAUGAAACUGUUUCUGUGGAAAAUGAAGUAAAAUUAGACUCAGAUAAAGAAAAUAGAGAAACCUCCAGUCCCAAGGCAAAUAAUUCCUCUUCCUGGGAUAUAAUAAACAAAAUCCAUGGAAUGACAAAUUUCCCCAAUGCUUUCUCAACAGACAAUUCUUCUGAAAACCCAAGAUCCACAGCCACGUUUUUCACAAACCCUCCCUUAGUCCAUGGCUUUGUUUCUAAAUUGCCUUGGAAUUCAUCUGUUGCCAAUGAAAAUUCUUCUUCAGUUGCAGCAUCUCCUAAUGCUGUAUCUGCUCAGCCUUCAGAAGAGUUCACUUGGUCUUUUAACAAUUUGACUAAUGAUAUCAUGCAAACUGCUUCUGACAACAGUUCCAGUGUAGUUGGCAUCUUGCCUACAGCACCAGCCACCACGUCUGUGACCCCAUUGUUAACGGAACCAACUGGAUGGCUAACCACAACCAGUGAUAUCUUGGCUGGAUUUACCCCCUAUCAAGAAACAACAACUCCACAGCCCACCCUAAAAUUCACCAAUAAUUCAAAAAUCUUUCCAAAUACAUCAGACCCCCAAGAAGAAAAUAGAAAUACAGGAGUAGUAUUUGGGGCAAUUUUAGGUGCUAUUCUGGGUGCUUCAUUGCUUAGUCUUGUUGGCUACUUGUUGUGCGGGAGAAGAAAAACAGAUUCAUUUUCCCAUCGGCGACUUUACGACGACAGAAAUGAACCAGUUCUGCGAUUAGAUAAUGCACCAGAACCUUAUGAUGCAAGUUUUGGCAAUUCUAGUUACUACAAUCCUACUGUGACUGACUCGUCCACGCCAGAAGGCCAAGAAAAUGCCUGUGAUGGCAUUCCAAUGGAUGACAUACCUCCACUCCGUAACCCAGUAUAAGACUAAGGGGGAAAAAAAGGAUUCGGAUGACAAGUGUUUCAGCCACAUCGUGGCCUUCCCACAAACCCAUCUUCCAAAAGAUGAUGCAAGUUCAAGUUAUGUGGAUUGUGCCAAGGAGACCUGUAAAAGCAUGAGACUAGUAGCAGAAGCACAAAAAGAGGAUAUAUCAACUAAAAGCUUUCCUUUCUUACAAUUUUUGGUUGUGCUGAAGUAUCUAUCAAGUAGCCUUAAUUUGGAUUCUGGUCUAUUUUUUCCUUAGUAGGAGAUGUGUUUGGAAUCAGGUAAAGAAAGAAAAUUGCACUAUGACAGCUUUGCCUGAUAGCAUAAUAAUGAAAAUCUUUCAAUGGCAAUAGAGAACCAAAAUUGCGUCUUUA
Molecule: messenger RNA, 1587 nt
Organism: Choloepus didactylus (southern two-toed sloth)
Lineage: Eukaryota; Metazoa; Chordata; Mammalia; Pilosa; Megalonychidae
Gene: MUC15
Product: mucin 15, cell surface associated
Exons: 4
Coding region: 200-1213 (337 amino acids)
Source: RefSeq, a predicted model, not a curated record